Suillus bovinus is the source of this 663-nucleotide messenger RNA. RefSeq lists its product as uncharacterized. The coding region runs from base 1 to 663 and encodes 220 amino acids. NCBI's taxonomy places the organism in Eukaryota, Fungi, Basidiomycota, Agaricomycetes, Boletales, Suillaceae. The transcript is spliced from 4 exons. The record is from RefSeq and is a predicted model, not a curated record.
AUGGGCAUGGGCACAAAUGGUGGUGAUGGCGGUGGUGACAGCGUAGUCUCCUCCUCUUCUAGUUCUGGUUCUGGUUCUGGCUUGGGAGGCGGAGGCGGCACAAAUCAUGGACUUGUUGAAGCAGGGAAAGCCAGUGGGGACUGCUGCUGUUGCAAAAGGUUAAAGACACGAGGCUCUGCCAAAAAGCCUGCUUACUUUGUUGCUCUUCUUCUUCUGCUUGCUUCUUCGCUUGAUGUGGGUGUUCGCUCCAGGGGAAAACAAAGAAGCGGGUGUGAAAUGUUGACUUGGAGGUUCAGGACAAGCCAAGAGGGGAAAGAGGUAUCCCCAAACUAUUACUGGCAGCUGAUCAUGAUGCAAAACUGCUUCCUGCAGAACUUCAGUCAGAGAAAUAAGAUUGCAGCAGGCUGGGUUUUGAUGAAUAUGAAAAGAGAUGAAAAUGCCUAUAUGUGGUAUCAUCGAGCCAUGCAUACAGCAUGCAUGCUGGCAGUAUAUGUGCCAAGACUGUCUUGUGACCAUAUGAUUGAUGGCAGGACCAUGACAAAUGCUGGAUGUGACUCAAAAUGGGGUUGGCAAGGCCCGGGGCAGCUGUGCACCAAUCCUGUCAAAAAAGAUGAGAAAUGCAAAUUAGCGACCUCUCCUAAUAUUUUUGCUACCUUAGUUUAA